Ceratina calcarata is the source of this 5716-nucleotide messenger RNA. RefSeq lists its product as uncharacterized. The coding region runs from base 932 to 1672 and encodes 246 amino acids. Lineage: Eukaryota; Metazoa; Arthropoda; Insecta; Hymenoptera; Apidae. The transcript has 3 exons. The record is from RefSeq and is a predicted model, not a curated record.
ACGAAAGCACAGAAUCAUUACCACGCUAGACCUCGAGGAGUGUAGACGCGUUUCUCGUUACCUAAACUCAGUCGAGAGUUUGCUCGUGUUUCGCUCUCUACUUUCUCUUGCGCGUUUGUUUGUCCGGUUGCGAUCGAAUCCAGACGUGCCACCGUACAACGCGCGUGUGAUAGUCGCGCCAAAGAGGACAGUCGCGAGACCGCAGCAACGUGCUGUUACGACGUUUCCGUAACGCGUGUGUGUGCGAAUUCGAAGAGAAAACGGUAUCACGAUUGAUACUUCUCCUUAUUUUUUAUCCCUGUAACUCCGUCGUUUGGUGUUUCGGUGUGUCGCGAACUGACGUUGACACGAGUAGACACCGCCAACUGUGCAUCAAUCGUGUGUCGUGUAUUUUGAUAGAGAACGAUCGAACUUUGUGAACUUCCGUUUUACGACUGUCAUCGUCGAGAAACGGUAAUCACCCAUGGAAAGUGAUCCAUUCGAGGAUCCACCUUACGAGCGAUUCGGAUGACGUGAUCGACAGGCUCGCGUCGUACGAGUGACGAGAUAAGAUUCUAAUCACGAGUAGACAGAUAGAUCGUGUACGCAUCUCGUUCGGCCGAGAUUCGCGCGUUUAUCCACGCGGGUUUCGUCACGUGCGUUUAUUCACGAAGGAACAAUCGGUGCGGGCAACGAACAUUUUGAGCGUGCGCCGUGUUCCCGAGUCGUCGGCCCCCACGUGCACACGUCGAACAUCUGAGGACGAUUUCACUCCGUUUCCGUCCUCAAGACGGAACAGAGACGUCGCGCGAACAAAGAGAGAAGCAGAACGAGAGUGGUGGUGAUUUUGACCCACACAGACAUUGGUUCGAUUGCAGCGAUCCGCGAGAAGAGAACAGCGAGGAGGGCAUAGAAUUCGUGUAAAAGAGAAAUUCGGUGCACCUGCAGAGAAAUGGCGAUCCCGUUCGCUCUGCCGACCGAAGACGACGCUGAGGCCCAGGGACAGCAGCUGGAACAACUGAUGCUCGACCUGUACGCCGCCCUGCAACAGGUCCUCAGGACCAGGACGUCCCAGCAUCCGUCGUCGCGAAAUCAUCGGAUACCGCGACGAGCCGGGGACGAACGGCAUCCGAUGGUGCUGUUGGACUCGGAUUUGUCCCGGGUACCGUUGCCCGAUCUGGUGCUGUCCGCGGUGGAGCAACUGCCGCCUCCGACGCCGCAGGUGACCGUGUCCGCGCCCAGCAGCCCGACCAGAGACGCCGCGUUCCAAUUUCCGGAGUGUAGCGGUGAGAGCAGCCUGGCACCGGUGCCUAGCCCGAGGCCGCGGCCGCGAAGACGCAGGCUCGCGUCCGAAAGCAGCGGCGCCGCGACCGCGAAGAAGACGCCACCGGCCGCGAAACAGAUCUGCAACAACUGCUUCGGCGACUUGCAUACACAGGCGUACAACCAGAACCAGUGGACGAACAUGGGCGCCAAUCUCAGGAACAUCGCCGACGACUUUCACGCGUCCAAGACAAAGGCGGAAGAGAUCGAGAAAUCCCGAUUGGCCGCAAUGAACCCGGGCUAUGCGAGCUCCGGCAACUCGUCCACGGACAGUUACAUGUCGCUGUUGAUCCUGGCGCCUCUCCGCGAGACUCUCUGGACAACGGUGGCCCUGUACCUCGGCUGGAGGCUGGUGUCACACCUUCGAUAGACUCUGGAGUGCCGUCGCGUCGUCGCUUCGACGCGCGAUGCCUCGAGGACUCGGAGAAUCGCUGACACUUGGGACGAGACCAGAGGCGACCGAUGCACCGGUGAACCGGACGACUCUUCUAGCGCUUCAGGGGUUCCUCUUCGGGAUUGCCAGGCCAGGGUCGUUUCUGGAGAUUCUGCCAAGAUGAAUGCCGCCGGGAGGAUCGCGGCGCCGGACGAAAGCCAGCAGGAAGGCCAGCAGGACUUCUCCUGGGCGUCGCACAUAAGACACAACCUUUUUAACCCGUCUUUUAUGAACGCGUCCCUCGCGCCGCUAGAGAAUGCGCACAAGUUGUUUCAUGCCUGGUCCCUCUACAUCUACGAUCCCUCGCCUCGCGAGAACGACGAGGAGAACGAGGAUGAAGACGAAGACGAAGACGAGGAUGACGAUGAGGAGGAAGAAAGUACAGAUAGCGGGAUAGACGACGACGGGGACGACGAAGACGAUCAGAGCGGAGCUUGUCAAUUCGUUAGUUCCGAAUUAACCGAUUGCCGUUUUUUUGUUUGACAAUGCGUAUAGAAGAGCCGAUGUCCUAAACACGGGACUCCGAUAAAGAGUUCUCGUCUCGAUACGAGCAUCGGUGCAUUUCUCCGUCCUCCCCGGACGUACGUCGAUCGAUCCGCUGCAAGAUCGAAGAAUUUCGCGCUCUCGACGACGCUGGGCGGACGUGUAUCAUCCAGCAGAGACUUUGUUCUUACGAUCGUUCGCCUUCCGGUUUUCCUGAUCGAGGUAAGAGAGAAUCAUGUAACGUUGUCUACUGGGGAACGCUGCGCCGAUCGUUUUAAGAGGGAAUCGCGAAGGUGGCGAUCAGCCGUGACACGGGUCUGGGCGAGGGUGGCGAGGGAGCUAAGGACGAGAUCCAAAGAGGACUUAACCCAAUAAUCAAAUGAUGAUCUCAUUACGGAUAUAAAAUAAAGAGAAUUAAAUAAAAGUAGUGUGAUUCCGGGAACGGGACAGACCGCCGGACAAUUUUAAUAUAUUCUUCUUCUCGGGUUUUGCUUGUUUUUUCGCAUACGUCUCUCUGUCCUUCGAUCGUUCAUUAUGACACGGCUCUCUGUCCCGUUCUCGCCGGUAGGAAGUAUGUAUUUUGACGUGGCUUGUAGAUAACGCGGUUACCUAGCCGAUACAAGGCGGGGCGGAACUCAAUCUGAGAUACAAUGACACCGUGCCAUGUCGUCUCGCGAACGGACUCGAUGGAUGAAAAAAAAAAAUCGAAAUUAUUCAUUUUCCAUGAUCUCAGAUCGGAGACUCGGUUUUCGAACGAGGCCGCUAGACGACGGUCAUGGCGAUGGGUGACUCAUUUGUAAAAAAAGUAUUUUGAUCGGUGUAUCUCUCGUUCAAUGUAUUCGAAAAACGAGGAAAGAGUAUCGCACCGAUGAGAGAAAGAACGCGAAAAGAACGCGCGUUUAUAACGUCAGGUAGGGAAACGGGCGAGGAAACGCGACGCGCGAAAGAGGGGAGCAACGUAUUUGUAAUUGUAUAGAGGAACUUUAAACUAAAAUACCUAAUUAAAAUUCAUUAAAAUGUAAGUCGACGUUUUUUAUAAUUAAAGUAGAUAAUCGAUAGACCGAGGAUCGCAGCAUCUUAAUUGGCUGGCUGCGAGUCCCGUGGACAGUUUUCGAAUGAUCUCCGGUAGCUUAGCUCUUAGUGGGCGCCCUCCGCCACGAAGGACGCCUUUCAUGUCACCCAGGACAACGGGUCUCCCGCACCCUUUGCUCCUUCGUGAUACUGUUUUUUGUCUAAUUUUCUCUAUCUUUCCUUCAUUUCCAUCCGCGAUGAUAAUUAUGCUUCUUCAAAUUGAUCGUCUUCAUUUUCGUCGUACUUCUUUUAUUCGAUUAUUUAAAAUCCGCUUUUUCUUCCAGCUGCUCCACUUCUUUCUUCUUCGCUCCAUUCUCUUCUUUCGCCUCCUGUUAUUCGAUUCUCUAUUCUAUUUGAAUUAACUUUUGACCUCGUUAAUUAGCGCGUAUUUUACGGAUCUUGGUCAUUCGUGUUCGCCGUUUCCGGCGAGGAUUUUCUUAGAGGUGGAAUUUAUAAAUAAAGGAUAUGUAGUUGAUGUCCCUGGUCAAAUGGGAUGAAACCAAAAUCAUCAUAAGGCUGUCGAUACGAUUGUAUAAUCUCGUGGACCGUUCUUAUCUGUCUCUCUAUUCUGUCUCCCAAGUAAAGACUUCUACACUUCGUUGAUUACUCGUAUUCUUCAUUACGAUUAUUAUUAUCAUUACCUUAUUAAUAUUAAUACGUUUUAUUAUCGUUUGCCCCUUUCUCUUCCACCCCUAAAUAACGGAUAAGGUAUCGUGAUGUACUCCGUCGAAGUAUUCCAAUGUGUAGAGAGUAAAUAGUAUUUAUUUCUAGAUAUAUCGUGUACGUAGCUCGCGCAGGUAAUUCUUGUACUGCCAUUCGUCCUGAUGCUGAGAUGCGCGCGUGUACCAAGCGUCGUUCGGUCGAAACGAAAGGAGAUAGAAACGGUCGAGAUAGAUGUGGCCGUGCCUCGCAGAGGUAUCUCUUCGAGGCGAGAGUCAGUACGCCCUUUCCCGGUAACGAAAAUUUCCUCAUCGGAACGACUGCGCGCAGACAGACGUUCUCUAAAGAUGAACUCUGAUCGAUCGCGGUAACAUCUUCUUUUCAUUGUCUACGACCGACGCGAAUCUCGUCGGACAAAUUGCCUGGAGUCUCUCGAUGUUCGUAAAGUAUGUAGUAACUUAACGAUAGCGCGCGUUUUUUCGCCUACUAUUCGUCGCCAGAGAUAUGACCGAGUAUUUCUGGGGAGCACAAGUUCUGUGGUGAACCGCGCGUCGAUUUUAUCCCAUACCCAUGAUUCCACCCUCUCGAAUUAAAUCGGAACGAUUGGUGCGACUAAACGCGGUGAUUAAAAUUGAUUUCGAUCUUUCGUCAUCUUUCGGUCAGCAAAGAUUUUCGUUUCACGCGUAGCGUUCGAUCUCGAUUCCGAUAAAAUGUCUCCUCGUUCAGGCGAUGAUAGUUUUUGGGUGGUUCAGCAGCAACUUGUCUCCGGUUGUCUCGUCAUUUUUUCUACGUAGAAUCUCUUCUUUUUUUAUAUUGUUUCGUUGAUCGAGUUUUCGUCUCUGCUCUCUAUUUACCCCUAGGCGGAGGUAAAUUACGAGAGCGAGCAGCAUCGUCGUACAAUUGUGAUCUAAUAAGGUAGUAAAUCGCCGUCGGCACCGUUGAACCAGAGAGCCAGGACUCUCUCGUGGUGCGCGCGAAACUCCUUUAUAAUUAGCAUUCCGACCAAAGGAAAAAGGAAGGAGAACGUAGGUAGUUGUCGAACGCGUAGUAGUAAAUCAACUGAAUGUUCGUCUUUUACGUGUAAAAUUUUUCGUUUCCAAUUUCGUAUUUCCCUAUAGCGCGGCGAAAAUCAAUGGCCAGAUGCGGCCCGUGAUCUCCUCGCGGCUAUAAUAAUCGAUAAGGCAUCUUUUUUCGUUUCCAAGUUCUUUCCUACGUUUUUGCUUCGAGUUUUAAUAAUACAUAAGAGAAAAAAAAAAAUAAAAUGAAAUAGAGCACCGUGAAACAGACAAAUUUCCUCCCGUGUACAUAGGUGUCAAAAGAUGUUCCCCUAAACGUAGUUUUCGCGAGCCAAAACGAGAUAUAUUGAUACGAAACAGAAGCUGUUAACAGGUCGAUCGAACACAUGGGAUUUAAGGUACCGCCACAGAAAAUGUGAGACGCAUGUAUAUACAGUCGCUUGUUCGUGGGGCCGUGAAGUACCAUAAUCGUCUGCGAUCUGCGUUAUGCCCGAGUUAUUUCUUUUUCAAAUAUUCUCCUCUCGUACGCCGAAUCGAUUUCCUAUGUUCUUCUGGUUUCAAUUUUACCAUGCUUCAGAGAAACGUGUUAAACCAUCCCCAUCUCCUGCACAGGAGUAUUUUCUGCGUAGCAUAGCUAGUAGUCAGCCAUAUUGAGAACGUAUUAAUUAUACGAAUAAACAUGAAUAAAAUUAUAUAUAUAUAUAUUAUAAUGGAAAACAUAUAUAAAAAUAUAUAUAUUUUAAAUGGUAUA